Messenger RNA from Funneliformis geosporum, 129 nucleotides. The record is from the annotation of a GenBank genome assembly. Lineage: Eukaryota; Fungi; Glomeromycota; Glomeromycetes; Glomerales; Glomeraceae.
AAAGCGAUUCUGUGAGUUCUUAUUAUACUAAACUCAAGAAGAUUGCAAGACAUGUUAAUAUAGGAGAUGAUGAAUUUCGCCAUAGAUUUCUUGAGGGACUUUCUCCAGAAAAUCAAAUAGAAGUUCACC